Molecule: messenger RNA, 1956 nt
Organism: Euleptes europaea (tarantolino)
Lineage: Eukaryota; Metazoa; Chordata; Lepidosauria; Squamata; Sphaerodactylidae
Gene: LRIT3
Product: leucine rich repeat, Ig-like and transmembrane domains 3
Exons: 4
Coding region: 4-1956 (650 amino acids)
Molecular function (GO): protein binding
Source: RefSeq, a predicted model, not a curated record
GUCAUGUAUCUGAUUGCUGCUGUCUGCCUCAUGAUGAGCUUUUGGGAAGAAGCAGAUAGUUUCUGUCCUUCUCAGUGCACUUGCAUUUAUCAUGGCAGGAGUGACGGCACCGGGACAAGGUCUGUGCUGUGUAAUGAUCCUGAUAUGUUUGAGAUCCCUGUAAAUGUUCCUGUGGACACCAUAAAACUACGGAUAGAAAAAACAGUGAUACGAAAGAUUCCAACAGAAGCGUUUUAUUACUUGGUGGAUCUCAAAUACCUGUGGCUUACCUACAACAGUGUGGCUAGCAUCGACACCAGCAGCUUUUAUAACUUAAAGCAGUUGCAUGAGUUGCGUCUUGAUGGGAAUUUGCUGUCAAGUUUCCCUUGGGAAUCUUUGUCUGAAAUGCCCAAUUUACGAACCCUUGAUUUGCACAACAAUAAAGUGACCAGCAUUCCGGCCGAAGCUGGAAGGUAUCUGAGAAACCUCACUUACCUGGACAUAUCCAGCAACAAAUUAACCACCUUGCCAUCAGACCUCAUGGAUAUUUGGCCUCCUUUUUCUGAAGCAGCAUCGCUCAGAAACAUCGACUCAACAACCCAGAGGGUCAUUUUAGGUUUGCAGGACAAUCCAUGGUAUUGUGACUGUCGGAUUUCAAAGCUUAUUGAAUUUUCCAAAAUUAUGGAUACCACCGUUGUGCUUUUGGAUCCUUUUGUGGCUUGUAGCGGACCCGAGAGCCUAGCUGGAAUCUUGUUUCAAAGAGCAGAGCUGGAACAAUGUUUAAAACCAUCAGUUAUGACUUCAGCCACAAAGAUUACCUCAUCUCUGGGAAGCAAUGUUCUGCUACGCUGUGACGCGACAGGCUAUCCCACUCCUCAACUUACCUGGGUUAAAUCAGACAACAUACCAGUAAACUAUACAGUUAUUCAAGAAAGUCCCGGAGACGGUGUCAGAUGGUCCAUUAUUAGUCUGACAGGCAUUUCCUACAGGGAUGCUGGUGACUACAGGUGUAAGGCCAAAAAUUUGGCUGGACAGUCAGAAGCUUCCGUUACUGUCACAGUUGUCGGUGUUGUCACCACCACACUGUCUCCACAAAAGUAUGGGAAGAAGACUGAAGCAGAGCCUCAAAAUACAACACAGGAAGAUGUCGUCCAGGAAUCCUUAAUUGCAACCACUUUUUCUCCUACGACAUCGACUCUUUCCGCCAUGACAACAGCAGUGGCUACAACUGAAGGCCUUACCACAGAAAGAGCCACUGACAAAAAACAGCCCAAGUCUACCCCUGAUGGAAGAAAGAAUUUCAAGGCAGCUAUCAAUGGAAACAACAAGAAGAUGGGUGACUUUGCUAAGAAAGACGAUGGUACGGUCACCGAGCAAACUGUUGCAAUAAAAAACCUAAGAGUGAUCUCUGAAACUGAUGAACGAGUAACCUUAACGUGGAAAACCGUCAAUGCCACAAGCAGCUCUGCUCUGACUGUCCUGUACUCCAAGUACGGGGAGAAAGACAUGCUGCCACUGAGCAUAGACCCCAGCAAAAACAAGAUCACAAUAGACGGUUUGGAGCCCAGUAUACAAUAUAUGGCCUGUGUCUGCCCCAAAGGGAUCCCGCCCACAAAAGACCAAUGCAUCAUUUUCUCCACUAAUGGAACUGGCCUUGAAGAUGAGUCUCAGAUUUCCAUUUUACUGGUGACUGGUGGUGUGGCCUGUGUGGUUAUUUUACCGUUGAUAUUUUUCUUACUAUAUAAAGUCUUAAAGCUUCACAGGAAGCCAAAAUCCACCAGGGAAGCUGAUCUUGCUAAAGAGACCUAUGUCAAAUUUGAAACCCUUUCCCUUAAACCUCGGUCCGUGGGGGCAAGUGGAGAGCUCUGGACUCGUAGGAAUACAGGAGAGUCAGAAAGGCUCCUUUGCUCUCGAUCAAGUAUGGAUUCUCAGAUGACUUUCAAAAGUGAAGGUUCAAGGUCAGAGUAUUUCUGUUGA